Kogia breviceps (pygmy sperm whale) is the source of this 3018-nucleotide messenger RNA. It is a transcript of the gene EPHA8, whose product is annotated as EPH receptor A8. Gene Ontology annotation, molecular function: protein binding; transmembrane-ephrin receptor activity; ATP binding. NCBI's taxonomy places the organism in Eukaryota, Metazoa, Chordata, Mammalia, Artiodactyla, Physeteridae. Gene Ontology annotation, cellular component: dendrite; plasma membrane. Gene Ontology annotation, biological process: protein phosphorylation; ephrin receptor signaling pathway; axon guidance. The record is from RefSeq and is a predicted model, not a curated record.
AUGGCCCCCGCUCGGGGCCGCCUGUCCGCGGCGCUCUGGGUCGUCACGGCCGCGGCGGCGGCUGCCACCUGCGUGUCCGCGGCGCGCGGGGAAGUGAAUUUGCUGGACACGUCGACCAUCCAUGGGGACUGGGGCUGGCUCACGUAUCCCGCUCACGGGUGGGACUCCAUCAACGAGGUGGACGAGUCCUUCCAGCCCAUCCACACAUACCAGGUGUGCAACGUCAUGAGCCCCAACCAGAACAACUGGCUGCGCACCAGCUGGGUGCCCCGCGACGGUGCCCGGCGCGUCUACGCCGAGAUCAAGUUCACCCUGCGGGACUGCAACAGCAUGCCCGGCGUGCUGGGUACCUGCAAGGAGACCUUCAACCUCUACUACCUGGAGUCAGACCGUGACCUGGGCGCCAGCACGCAGGAGAGCCAGUUCCUCAAAAUCGACACCAUCGCGGCCGACGAGAGCUUCACCGGGGACGACCUGGGUGUGCGGCGCCUCAAGCUCAACACGGAGGUGCGAGGUGUGGGCCCCCUCAGCAAGCGCGGCUUCUACCUGGCCUUCCAGGACAUCGGUGCCUGCCUUGCCAUCCUGUCUCUCCGCAUCUACUACAAGAAGUGCCCCACCAUGGUGCGCAACCUGGCCGCCUUCUCGGAGGCGGUGACGGGGGCCGACUCAUCCUCGCUGGUGGAGGUGCGGGGCCAGUGCGUGCGGCACUCCGAGGAGCGGGACACACCCAAAAUGUACUGCAGCGCCGAGGGCGAGUGGCUGGUGCCCAUUGGCAAGUGCGUGUGCAGCGCGGGCUACGAGGAGCGGCGGGACGCCUGUGUGGCCUGUGAGCUGGGCUUCUACAAGUCGGCGCCCGGGGACCAGCUCUGCGCCCGCUGCCCUUCCCACAGCCACUCUGCAGCCCCUGCCGCCCAGGCCUGCCGCUGUGACCUCAGCUACUUCCGUGCAGCCCUGGACCCACCGUCUGCAGCCUGCACCCGCCCCCCCUCGGCACCAGUGAAUCUGAUCUCCAGCGUGAAUGGGACUUCUGUGACCCUGGAGUGGGCCCCCCCACUGGACCGGGGCGGCCGCAGCGACAUCACCUACAAUGCCGUGUGCCGCCGCUGCCCCUGGACCUUGGGCCACUGCGAGACGUGCGGGAGCCGCACCCGCUUCGUGCCCCAGCAGACCAGCCUGGUGCAGGCCAGCCUGCUGGUGGCCAACCUGCUGGCCCACAUGAACUACUCCUUCUGGAUCGAGGCCGUCAACGGCGUGUCCGACCUGAGCCCAGAGCCCCGCCGGGCUGCCGUCGUCAACAUCACCACGAACCAGGCAGCCCCGUCCCAGGUGGUGGUGAUCCGCCAGGAGCGGGCGGGGCAGACCAGCGUCUCGCUGCUGUGGCAGGAGCCAGAGCAGCCCAAUGGCAUCAUCCUGGAGUACGAGAUCAAGUACUACGAGAAGGACAAGGAGAUGCAGAGCUACUCCACCCUCAAGGCUGUCACCACCAGGGCCACCGUCUCGGGCCUCAAGCCGGGCACCCGCUACGUGUUCCAGGUCCGAGCCCGCACCUCGGCUGGCUGCGGCCGCUUCAGCCAGGCCAUGGAGGUGGAGACCGGGAAACCCCGUCCCCGCUACGACACCCGGACCAUCGUCUGGAUCUGCCUGACACUCAUCACCGGCCUGGUCGUGCUUUUGUUCCUGCUCAUCUGCAAGAAGAGGCACUGCGGCUACAGCAAGGCCUUCCAGCACUCGGACGAGGAGAAGAUGCACUAUGAGAACGGGCAGGCACCUCCACCCGUCUUCCUGCCCCUGCACCACCCUCCGGGGAAGAUCCCAGAGCCCCAGUUCUAUGCAGAACCCCACACCUACGAGGAGCCGGGCCGGGCGGGCCGUGGCUUCACCCGUGAGAUCGAGGCCUCUAGAAUCCACAUCGAGAAGAUCAUCGGCUCCGGAGAGUCCGGGGAAGUCUGCUACGGGCGUCUGCAGGUGCCGGGGCAGCGGGACAUGCCCGUGGCCAUCAAGGCCCUCAAAGCUGGCUACACGGAGAGACAGCGGCAGGACUUUCUGAGUGAGGCAUCCAUCAUGGGUCAGUUUGACCACCCCAAUAUCAUCCGCCUUGAAGGUGUCGUCACCCGUGGCCAGCUGGCAAUGAUCGUGACAGAGUACAUGGAGAACGGCUCUCUGGACACCUUCCUGAGGACUCACGACGGGCAGUUCACCAUCAUGCAGCUGGUGGGCAUGCUCCGAGGAGUGGGCGCCGGCAUGCGCUACCUCUCGGACCUGGGCUAUGUCCACCGCGACCUGGCUGCCCGCAACGUCCUGGUCGAUGGCAACCUGGUCUGCAAGGUGUCUGACUUCGGGCUCUCGCGGGUGCUGGAGGACGACCCCGACGCCGCCUACACCACCACGGGAGGGAAGAUCCCGAUCCGCUGGACGGCCCCCGAGGCCAUCGCCUUCCGGACCUUCUCCUCGGCCAGCGACGUGUGGAGUUUUGGGGUGGUCAUGUGGGAGGUGCUUGCCUACGGGGAGCGGCCCUACUGGAACAUGACCAACCGGGACGUCAUCAGCUCCGUGGAGGAGGGGUACCGCCUGCCCGCACCCAUGGGCUGCCCCCACACCCUGCACCAGCUCAUGCUUGACUGCUGGCACAAGGACCGGGCCCAGCGGCCUCGCUUCUCCCAGAUCGUCAGCGUCCUGGACACGCUGAUCCGCAGCCCUGAGAGUCUCAGGGCCACGGCCACUGUCAACAGGUGCCCGCCCCCCGCCUUUGCCCGGAGCUGCUUUGACCUCCGCGGGGGCGGGGGUGGCGGCGGGGGCCUCACCGUGGGGGACUGGCUGGACUCCAUCCGCAUGGGCCGCUACCGGGGCCACUUCGCUGCAGGGGGUUACUCCUCUCUGGGCAUGGUGCUACGUAUGAAUGCUCAGGAUGUGCGUGCCCUGGGCAUCACCCUCAUGAGCCACCAGAAGAAGAUCCUGGGCAGCAUCCAGACCAUGAGGGCCCAGCUGACCAGCACCCAGGGGCCCCACCGGCACCUCUGA